ACUGCUCGAUUCGCUGUCAGUUGUUGACGAGGAGAGUUAGAAGAAAGUGCUGCUAAGUACGGUUCUAUGUUGAAUCAGUGGCCAGGUGCAAUUAUUUGUCUUGUGUGUUUUAUUGUAGUGAAAAAAAUGACUAUGCUUUAUUAGUGCUAGUUUCGUUAAUCUGAGCAAAUUUUAAAUAUAGGCUAAUGUCGGCUAAUGUCCGUGCAACAACCCAAAUCUAGUGCGGUGAAAUAAUAAAGUAAUUGGUGCGCUGGUGCAAUUCGUUGGUCGCUGCUUGUGAAACCCCACGACGCCAACGACAACAGCAAACGACGACAACCACGACGACGACGACGGUGAAGGCGACGGUGAGUGGAUAAAAGCGUGUUGUACUCGAUGGAUUGGUAUAUACUUUAUAGUUAUACAUAGUGCGCCGCCGAUCGCAAUAAUCGCAGUACGUCACGAUCUAUUGGAGUCUAGGAGCUUAAUUGGAAGUGUCUUGUGCUGUGCCAGUAGUGGAUGCUGGCCAACCCACCAGCGACGAUGAUUGCUGAUGAUGAUUAUAGUGGAGCAGAAAUAGAGUGAAAACGCAGAAGGUGGAGGAGCGAAGUGAGUUGUGGUUUUGGAAGCUUUCGGGGGCUCUGAAAUUUGCUUCAUUGUACGGUGUGAUGAAAGAACACAAAAAUAAAGGCAAUAUAUAGAUGAGAAAAGGUGUUGAAAGAGAAGCUGGUUGGAAGAAUUGUGGCCGAUAUUGAAGCGAAGAGAAUAAUUACCGGUGAAAAGUGUAACAACUGAGAAAAUAGUUUCGGAGGGCGAUCAAAGUGAGUGGAAAUAAAAAUUCCAAGUUUAGGAGUCCAUCGAGUUUCCAGUUGCUGAACUAAAAAGUGCUUCUCAACAAACACAAACCUUUCCCCAGCUGAAAAGGAUGCCGGAAUUGGGUGGCCUGAUAUACAACUCUAGCAAGCGUAUUUAUUCCGUCGGAAGUCGUUCUACGGUCGUGUGUGGCAAAUAGUGGCACAUUGUGACCAGCAGCCUGAGUCGAACAAAACUGCCCGGCUUGGCGGAGGUUGUUGUCAGGUGGACAGACAUUGCUUUUGCCACCCGAUGAAGAUGUCAUCCUCACACUCCGCGACCAACGACGGCGGGACGUCGAACAGUAAUGCACACCGGAAAGGGCACAGACGGAACGAGUCCAUGUACGCGAUGACUGGCCUCUACUCGGAAGCGCAAUUCGACGACAGCAGCGCAGAUAUUCCCCAGGACACCGAAUCGGAAUCGUUGCCAGCUUCGGUCAACACUGCCAUCACGGAAACGGUCGUCAAGUGCCACAGCCGGCAACCGUCGAAUAGUGUGACGAUGAUGGAACGCGAGAAACCGCUACCGAAUGUGCUGCUAGCGAGUGACGACUAUUCGCGGGACUGCGGUAUUCUGACCUGCCGACCUUCCGCACUGCAAAAGUUCGCUAGAAUCAAGGUGUUUGUGUUGUUGCUGUCGAUCCUGGUGACGUUGCAGCAGGCACUUAGUUCCGGAUAUAUCAAUUCCGUCAUUACUACCAUAGAGAAACGUUUCGAGAUUCCUUCGAGUCUGUCCGGUCUGGUGGCGUCUAGCUACGAGAUCGGAAACGUCAUAACUGUUAUCUUUGUUAGUUACUUGGGUAGUCGGCGGCACAUUCCAGUGUGGAUUGGGAUUGGUGCUGUCAUAAUGGGCAUUGGGUCCUUAGUAUUUAUGAUUCCUCACUUCACCGGCGAGCCAAACCCCGGGGUUAUGCUUGACAAUAAGACUGCUGACAACAUCUGUCGGUUGGUGUCGGUGCGAGAGCAGGAUAUGGGUCUUGGCCGGUUAUCCAACAGCCUUUCCAAUCCGCCACUGACAACGCAUAAUCUCAGAGGUGACAACUGUCUCAAAAGUAAGGCGUCCACCUUCGGGCCGGUGAUAUUGUUCGUGAUUGCGCAAAUCUUACUUGGUGGAGGAGGGAGUCCACUGUUCACGCUGGGUACCACCUACGUCGAUGAUCACGUUCGCAAGGAAAGCUCAUCGAUGUAUAUUGGUGCAAUGUAUAGUAUGGCCGCCUUCGGGCCUGUGUUAGGCUUCCUGCUGGGGGCGUAUUUGCUGUCGUUCCAUAUGGAUUCAUUCUCGGGCAGCGAUAUUAAUAUAGAUCCCGACGACCGCCGAUGGGUGGGCAUGUGGUGGGGUGGUUUCCUAGUGUGUGGUAUUCUCCUGAUACUGGUAGCAAUUCCAUUUUUCUCCUUUCCGAAGGUUCUAACUAGAGAAAAGAAGAAAAUUCGAAUCGCCGAGCAGAAGCUGCCUCAAUUGCAGCAAUUAUCGGCGAACAAUUCCAGCAGUUUAUCCCGACCACAGCCAAAUCAAUCGCAAAUUCAGCAACAACAGCAAUCACAGCAGCCACCGGGCAGUGGAACUGGUGGGGGUCAAUCCGCGCCAAACAAAUCGAAUGAGGACACCGGAUAUGGAAACGAUAUUAAAGAUAUUCCCCUUUCGAUGUGGCGCUUGGUGUCCAACCCGGUCUAUAUUGUAACCUGUCUGGGGGCUUGCAUGGAGCUGAUGAUUGUUUCCGGCUUCGUGGUUUUUCUACCCAAAUAUCUGGAAACGCAGUUUAGUUUGGGCAAGAGCCAAGCCAGUGUCUUCACUGGUUCGAUUGCGGUUCCGGGAGCGUGCAUCGGCAUUUUCAUCGGUGGCUGCAUUCUGAAGCGAUUUCAGCUCAAACCGAAGGGUGCAGUCCAGUUCGUGCUGGUUUCUAACCUGGUCUGCCUUUCCUGCUAUGGUUUGCUUUUCUUUCUGGGUUGUGAGAAUCUGAAAAUGGCCGGAACCACCAUUCCGUACUACAACAGUUCGCCGGCGCACAACGUCGAACCGUUCCAGGUGAAUCUGACCGCAGCGUGCAACUUCGGCUGCGAGUGUCACAUGUUUGACGUGGAACCAGUUUGCGGAAACAACGGGCUGACCUAUUUCAGUCCCUGCCACGCGGGCUGUACGGCAUUUUCGUCGAGCUCCAACUAUACCAAUUGUGCAUGCGUCCAAACCAAUGUAACCCGGGUGUACACCGGUGCCGAGGGGGCCCAAGCGCAGGCACUCAAUGCACACGAAAACUUUGCCGAAGUAACCGUCGUUCCUGUGGCCACGGCUGGUGUGUGCAACAAACCGUGCCGGACCAUCUAUCCCUUCCUGAUACUGUUGUUCUUCAUGACAUUCGUUGUCGCUUCCACGCAGAUGCCUCUUCUGAUGAUAGUUUUAAGGUCCGUUUCUGAGGAGGAGCGUUCGUUCGCCCUCGGUAUGCAGUUUGUGAUUUUCCGGCUGUUCGGUUACAUUCCGGCACCGAUCGUGUUUGGGAAUCUCAUCGAUUCUUCCUGUCUGCUGUGGAAAUCCACCUGCGGCGAGAAGGGUGGCCGUUGUUUGAUUUAUGAUAUCGAGAAAUUCCGUUAUAAAUAUGUGGGCCUUUGUGCAAGCAUCAAAAUUAUUGCUCUUUUCAUUUUCAUCACCGACUGGUGGUUGGUGCGUCGGAGAAAAAAUCUGGACAAAUUGAAUCCUCUAUCGGCAAAUGAGUUGGUGGGAUCUAUCAUAAGUUUGGAUAAAUUGUUCGAAGAGAAAACCAAUAUAGACCAAGCUCCUUUUAAUGGAGAAUGCACUUCGGGCGACUCAAUCGGGGACAAUAACACUAAACGCAUUUUGAUAGCUAGUCGACAUUUGCGAAAUGAUUCCAAGUCGAUUCAGUUGGAGUACAGGUACGAUGACGCACCGGCCCAGCACUAUAGCCGACCACGUAAACAUGUUCGCAGUAAUUCCUGUGAUAUCAAAAUCCAGCGUUCUAACUCGGCCACCAAUAGGGAGACGGAUUUCCAUGAUUGGAAACUGAAGCGCUUCAUGCGUCAUCACACCCGAAACAAUUCCCGUGAUUUAGACCAGGACCAUUGUUGUCGUCAGCAACAUAAAGAGCACAAUAACCAAACGAGUCGAUGGAUCAGUUCCCACAAUAGCAACGCCGAUCCGUCUGCACCGUCAAAUAUCAAGUACAUCUUGAAUCACCUGAAAAGUAAUAACGUGGAUGGUCAUAACAAGCUGAACUACAGUAACAGUUGCAGUGGAAGUAACAGUGGACAAUGUGGGGGCUCGAAAAAGAAACGACACACGAGAAACUACUCCUACGGGCAGGAGUUCUCUUUUCUGCCAAACAAUGUUAUCAUUCGAUUGGAUAAAGAUAUUGCCAACAAGUUCCUGGCGAACAAUGGCGGCGCAAACACUUCUCGCAAAAGUUCAUUCUCACAUGACGUCAAUCUGUUGAAGAACAUCAACAAACUAAACAAUUGUGGAAACAGUAAAGACAUGAACGAUCUUAACGAGGAGCUGGAAUCCAAGUAUGCGAAAGGAUCGUCUCAUGCAGCCUAUGGACACUCGAGAAACAACUCGAAAGAUUUGAGGCUCCUCAAUGUGCAAAACACGGGUGAAAGUAAUGGAGUUCUUGGUGGUAUCAAAGCACUGCUCGAGGAUUCUAACAGCAUCUUGCGACACAGACGAGCAAACUCAAAAGAUCUGAAAUAUAGUGGCUAUCAGCCGUGUGAAGUGGCGGGAACUAGCGUUGGUGCUGGUGUAAGAAAAAUGUCUAACGGUGACGGCCAUCAGCUCCAUCACCAUCCUCACUUGCAUCACGGACACCCAGUGGCUGCUGGAUGCCUUCCGGCAGUUGGUGGUAGCGGUCAAGCGGAAUCUCUUCAACUACUGCUAGAAAAGUCACCGAAUCUCCUAGAAUCUCACGGUGGUACCAGCUCUUCCGCCAACACUGAAAGUGGUUCAACGUCGACUGAUGUUUAGCCAGAGGUGGCAAUUGUGUGCGUUUGGUCCGGUCGAUCUUUAAAGGUUGCCAUACACUUUCCGCGUUUCCUUGCGAAGACUGUUUUCCAUACCAUGCUUUAACGAGUCGUUCCCUAUUUUUAAAAGUUAUUAACAGAGCGAUGAUCAACGAUUUGCUGUAACUAACCCUUUACCUCCCCUUCAUCUGUCAGCCGGUUCACUCAAGCAGCAGCACAUGCUUCGUAAUGGUUUCAGCAAUGUAGGAAGUUUGUGCCGCGCUGAGUGGAGAAAAUAGGUUUAGAAUCACGCAUACCGUAAUUAGUGUUUUGUAAAACCCGAGACUGCAUUUGUUACGUUAGAUUUAGAGGUCCGUUUUCAAUAUUUUAAGCGAAAACUGGAAUGGAAGGUUUUGUUUGAUCGAGGAGGGGUGAUUAUUGGUUGAUUUUUGAGAACAUUCUUCCAUUUGACUUUCAGAUAAUGCUGUAGCUCGCAUUUCAGAUAGUAUAUUUUUUGACUUUUAAUUUCACUAUGACUUAGGUUGACAACGUUAAUGAAAUCUGUCAUGCCGAAUUAAAGACAUCCUUUAAAACAUAGUGCAUCUUUUGCACUUGAAUUUACUCAUUCCAGGCAUGCUUACACUUGUGAAAAAUGCAUCAGCUAGCGAGAAGUUGACAUUUCUGCAUGCUAAUCUGACAGUUCGAUCAAUUUUACUUUAUUUGAAGUAUGAUUCCGUGCAUCACAUGAACUGUAACCGCUUUUACAGGGUGCGCGAAUCGUUUGAAUACACUUUUAAAGUGUGUUAAAAAAAUAAAAAUGCAAGAUAUUCUGAAUCAAUUUUCAUUGAAGCAGUGACUAUCGAGAACCUUUACGGCGUAUUAGCUGGAAGCACACCUUUUUUGUGCUGUAUGACGAGCUUGAAAUGUUUUUCAAAAAAAUCGAACGCGGCUUACAACUGGUCUAUCGGGAUCUCGCCCCAGACCUUGGCAAUAAGCUUUUUGAACUGGUCCAUAGUGCUUACUUUAUUAUCGUUUUGAUAGGCCAGUGUGUACGACUAUACCUAAAAGUCCAGGGGAUUGAGGUCCGAGGGGCUGGGAGGUCACAAAGUCUUAUCAAGAACAAGAAACAGUAAAUUUCUCCCGACGCCACAUUUGGACGAUAUUCGCCGUGUGGAUCGGUGCACCGUCCUAUUGCAGAAACUUCCCGUAGAGGUCCCAGAGGGCCGGGACCACAACCUUCUUCAGGACACUGGCACGUGGCGUUGAUUUUAACGCUUUUUCUCGAUAAUCCCUAAUGUGAGCUUCCCCGCCUGGAAACCAUCUUCAACGCCGCGCUCUGGCCAACGUCGGCAUUCACAGCUGAUUAUUUUGGCGAUUGUGCGGUUUUCGCAAGACAACAGUUUUACAUGGAGCGCACCUACACAACGAUGAAAGGUUGUAUUCGAACUUAUUGAACACCCUGUAAUAUUCGGAUUUUUUAGCAAAAAAAUCCUUGACCUUAAUUUACUCUUUAUGUUUAGCGGGUUCAUGUGGUUUAAUUUUAAUGUCAUUGAACGACUUAAUGAGCGAUUGAAUGACGAAGUGAAAAUUGAUUUAUUUUUCUAGCCAAAAAAUAUAUCUGUGGAUCGCAUUUACCUUCACGUACGGAAAUUACUUUCAUUUCUGCUUGUAUGCGUAAAACCAGUAGAAAAUCUUCGAAUUAUUUAAACCUAAAUGUGAAUAACGUUGUGUUCAUGUGUCAUCUAGAACUCUUCUUGCCUAUUUUUAUUGUCCGCUGUAUUAGCUAAGCAUUUCCGUUUCGCGGCAAGAAAAUAUGAUCAAAAUUUCUCGCUUUUUUGGCUAAUAAAAAUUCAUUUACCUCUGUCAUUAUUAAAAAAUUAAUGAUUGCUUGCAUUGAGCCAAAUUUAUGUAAGUAAUUGUACUAAUCAUGACAACACAAAUUCACUAGAAGAAAAUGCAAGCAAGGAGUCAACCAAAAACAUCAUAUCAAUAAGGCUAGUAACUCUACCUUAAAUCGCCUAAUAGUGUGUGUGCUGGCGAUACAAAUGGAAACCAAACGCACAGGCAGGAUCAUCACACACGCAUAUAACGUCUUCGUAGCGAUGCCAUCAUCCCCACUUUCAUGACGACCUUUCAUCUUUAAUAAUUGAAGUGCGCUGUUUGAUUUGUCGCUUGUUAUUUAUAUAGGAUCGAUCCAGAGUUGCCAGUCUUCUUGUUACGGUGUUUUCGAUUAGUCCUGAAAAGAAGUUGUUUUUAUUUUUGUCCGGGUAGAUUCUGUUCACAGUGUAAUUAUUAGCCAGAACAUGAAGAAACGAAUUGAUCAAAAAGUAGGCGCGAAAGUCUUUGUUUUUCGCUGAACGACAGCAAGAAACUUUUUCGUGUUUGCUUAUGUAUCCUUUCCAACUACGUAAAUGAAAAUCUCAAUUUUGUGUGUGUUAACUGAGACGAGCAAUAACUAGACACACAGCUCCCAGCAUGUGACUGGAAACAAGGUCGAAACGCCCUCAACGCGCCCAAGAAACAUUAACUGUAGUUUGGCAAGUUUGACAAAACAUUUCUGUAGUUGUUAUUGUCAAGCUCGUAUUCGAUAGUUUAUGCAUAUUACACACACACACACACUGACCAUUGAUGUUUCUGGAAGUCGUUCGGGGCGCCACAUUACAGGAAGUUCGCAAGGUAUAUGAGAAGAUCUGACAGUUGUGUACAUUGUUAUCUCGUCUUUGGUUUUAAGCUUCUUAAAAACCUAAAUAUUAACUUCUUGCUUCUUGAAAACAUAAAUAUUAACAGCAAACCAUACAGUGUUAAAAUAAACAUAAUUUAAUAAUGUGUUGCAAGCUGCGGUCAUUUAUAUGCAAUGGUUGCUUAUAAACAAACUUAGAAUCUACCUUUUUUUCAAAUAUGGCUGUUCGUGCUUUUUGACGUUCCAUUAUACACAUCAUGGUAAUGAGUAACCACAGCAAAAGUAACGUUACGGUUAUGACCCAUCGCCGUAAAAUUAAGAGGAACCUGGAUGGUGGCUGUGUUCCAUACAAUUUUGAGGUUAGAUUUCUUUUAAUUUGACGAUUUUGAACGUAAAAUUCGCAACUUCAAACUAAUAAAUAGCGCUUGAAUUGCUACUACAUGCAUGCCUCAGCGGUGCAUCAUGGUUUCACACACGUAAAUUGAAUGAUUUUCCAGAAAAUUAUCUUGCAAAAUUUGGGCCGAAUUCGAGCACGAAGUUUUCCCUCAACGAUAAUUUUAUAUCGACGGCUGUUAGCACGACAACAACAUUCAUGAUUUUUCACAAUUUGACAUAUGAAUAAAUAGCAUUAGAUGGUGUUGUUGUACUUGCGUAAAGUACUGCUAUCAUUUGUGAACUGGGGUAGGGCUGCCAACCCUGGUUACUUCAAAGAUACCCACAUCGACUGUCUCUUUCAAAUGAGUUUACUCAACUUCGGUCGAACAACCGCCUUAAGUGAUUCAGCAAACCCCGAAUCCGUUCCAGACUUCCACAGCCAUAGAUAACCGAUUUUUUUUUUGGUAGAAAUUACAAAUACUCUGUUAGAUACACAAAUAGAAGCAUAACAGUAUCAUCACGACCGGAGCAAAAGCAAGGGAGCUAGCAAAGUAACAAAUUAAUACCUAAUGCAAUAUAGAGAGCAAGACGAAACUUACAAGAACAAAACGUAAAAGAAUUGAAGUUAAAUACAACCUUCCAAAUAUUCCUAUGAAUGAAAAGAUAAUAUUAACUUUUAGUGCAAGCAUUAAAUUUUAUAAUACAUUACAGUUUAGCAUACUGUCAGUAUGCAGUGCGAGCAAAUAGUUAUAAAUCAAUUGUAGACGAAUACUAAAGCCUAACUUAUUAUGAUGCGCAAGUACUUGUAGCUUGCAGCAAGAGGAUUAUAAGAAUAAUUGAACAAUGGAAACAGCAGGAUUUAAGCAUUAAAUAAAGAAUACAAUAUUUUUAUACAUUUACCUAUUAAAGCAAACGACAGAAAUGCAACAAAAAAAUUGUUAUACCUUUUAUGAUGCAAGAGAGAAACACGUGAACGUUAAAUUUAGAACUUUAAACGCGGAUGUUUGCGAGACAAACUUUUAGCUUACCCUGGCGUAUUUUUCCCUCUGCUUUCCAAAACCCCAGCUCCAUAAUCACGCAAAACCAGAAUAGAAAACAAAGUUUUAAUGUUUGCUAAAUUUUCACACACCUUAAUUGUACAUUUCGAUUAGAAAAGCCGUUUGAACGAAUUACGUUCGUUAUUCUGAGUUAUUCUUAUCCUUCAGCUUCUAUCCGAUUGAGAUCAGAUAGUCCAUUUUAAUUUCACUCAUUGGAGCGAUACUCACAGUCAUUAAUGAGAAUCGCUCUGCUGAGUGAGUAGACUGUGAGGAGAAGAAUUUCAUCAUUAGAGUCCAAUCGAAACGUACAAUAGAAGCGUUCUUUUAAUGAGUAACGUGUUUAUGAGUGGUUCAAAAGUAUGUACUUUUCUAUCACUGUAGUUUGUGUACUGGACUUGAGCAGUGAUAUUUUCCAUGCUAAUGCAAUGAUGGGAAUGCCGCUAAAAACGAAGUCACACGAGGACUUUUGUCGUGCACACGAUGGUGAAAGCAUAUGCGUAUAGCUUGUAUGUAGGUUUGAUUUAGGCGCGGAAUUCACUGUAAAGUUGAGAUGAGCACUAACGAGUGAAUGGGUGUGCUCGAGUGAAAAAUCGGGCGUAAACUAGGAGCUGUGAAAUUACUCUAGGUAAAAAAUGUAAAACGAAGAUAUGAAUGAAAACCGCCUAAAAUGUAUUUUCAAGGUUGUUACUGAUUUAUAGCAAAGUAUGUAGUGCUGGGAUUGGAUGCUGGAGAUUGUGCCGUGUUGUUGUGUUGCAGAUGAUUCCUUUUCCUCAAAUCUUAACCCUGUAGUCAACUGAGCAGUAGGCGUAGGUUCUAAGCGUGUUACUGAGUGAGAAUUCUAGCCAUGUGUAGACAAAAAAAAGUUUUUUCCCUUCAGUUUUUAGUGCAAACGUAAACGUAGACUGGCGUUGCGAAACACCAAUAGAAGAUUGGUGACGUUUUUACAUGAACUUAGUAAAUAGUUUGUUGGACAUGUUCCUUCGUGCACUCCUCUACACUCUUGUCGGUGUAUGUGUGUUGUAAGUAGUGAUUCGAUAAAUAAUGAAAAUAUGAUCUUAGGUUUCCAACAAUAACAUUCAAUCAUAGCAAAACGAGUUAGUUUAUGUUUAUUAUAAAAAAACGUAGAAUUUGUCGCACUUCCAGCAAAAUUUAGAUUUUCUCACGUUAAUAUACAAUGUACUAAUUUGGCAUCGCUGUACUUUAAAACAAUUACAAUAUUUUAGAAACGAAACAAAUCAACGGGGCACGUCUACGAAGCAUUAUGAGAAAGCGCAACGGAAAAGUAAACAUAUCGUGUUACAAAGUAAACAGUAAACAAAGAUGGAAAUUUAUGCAACUAACUUUAAAACACAUAAAGACCUAUUUUUAUCAAACACAAAACUAAGAAAGCAAAAGGUACAAUUUGAAUUUACCAGAAAAGCAAUGUUUCCAAAACCACGUACCGAUAAGCACUAUAUUUUCUCUUCUAUCUGGGACAUCACAACUGUUGCUGUUCAAACUGAUGGGUGUACAAACUGUAUGUUAAGUUGUUCACACACACAACAGAAUACACACAGGCAUACACACAAUCUCAAUACAAGUAAAAAUCGCUGUCAAUUAGACUAUGAGCUGUUUUCAUGCUGUGUACUGACUUUAAGAAUAUCAACGCGUAUAUGAAAUCACAAUAAUCCAACAAUAGAACAAGAAAAAAAGUUAUGAUUGUGACAGGAACGGAAUGCAGUUAGGAAAUGGUGCGUAACUACUAGGAAUAAACUAAAUAAAACUAUGAAUACAUUUAUAUGAAAAUUACGAUCACCAAACGUAGCAAUGUUUUCCAUUUUUGGAACGAAACGAAAACCAAUUGAAG
Molecule: messenger RNA, 10713 nt
Organism: Wyeomyia smithii (pitcher-plant mosquito)
Lineage: Eukaryota; Metazoa; Arthropoda; Insecta; Diptera; Culicidae
Gene: Oatp30B
Product: solute carrier organic anion transporter family member 5A1
Exons: 15
Coding region: 1084-4800 (1238 amino acids)
Biological process (GO): transmembrane transport; sodium-independent organic anion transport
Cellular component (GO): membrane
Molecular function (GO): protein binding
Source: RefSeq, a predicted model, not a curated record